Messenger RNA from Elephantulus edwardii (Cape elephant shrew), 834 nucleotides. RefSeq lists its product as uncharacterized. Bases 1 to 834 code for a protein of 277 amino acids. The record is from RefSeq and is a predicted model, not a curated record. Gene Ontology annotation, biological process: defense response to bacterium; detection of bacterium. The transcript has 5 exons. NCBI's taxonomy places the organism in Eukaryota, Metazoa, Chordata, Mammalia, Macroscelidea, Macroscelididae.
AUGGUUGAGUCCCACAGCUGCCAGCCCCUUACUGCCAAGCUCACGCUGCUGCAGCCUCAUUGGGCCACCAUGGCUGGAGGCCCUGGAUCCCCUCACUUGGGAUGGGUGGCAGAUGCCAGGCCCUGCGGCUCGUAUGAUGGAGUCCCCACAUGGCUGAAGAAUAAAACUGUGGGCCUGACAAACCUGAAUAAGUUGUGUUUACUUUAUUUGACCCAUUUGUCUGACAUUGGAGAAGGAAUGGAUUUACAUAUUCAAGUCUCUACCUGUGACCUUGAAGAAUUUCAAUUAGUCUCCUGCUGCCUGUCCGCAAAUGCAAUAAAAACCCUAGGUAACUGUUGUCUCAGUAGAAACUGCAUAAUAGAACAUGUGAAUCUUCAUAAUUUGGUCAAUCUUAAAAUUCUUGAUUUAUCUGAAAAGUACCUGGGAAAGGACGGAAAGGAAGCUCUACAUGAAUUGGGUAAGAAUGACAAUUCAGCCCAAAUCAGAUACAGGAAUAUGUGUGCUAAUUGGCAGGCUAAACCUCCCGAACAGCUAGCUGUACUGAUGCUGCCCUGGUGGUGUGAUGUGAGAAUGGCCAGCCUGUUAGAGCGACUGAAAGGGGCCCCACAGCUAGUCAAACUUGGGUUGAAAACCUGGAGCCUCACAGAUGGGGAGAUUAGAAUCUUAGAAACACAAGAUGGUUGUCAGACUAAAAAAGAAAGAAGAGUUGAAGACAGGAGAGAAGUUGAUGAAAAAGGAGAAAACGCAGGUGCUAUCUGUUCCUGUUCCCCUUCAGCCGUUUAUUUUACACUAAAAAACAGUCUGGUUGGGCUUCAGUCAAAAAUUGAUGGGUGA